This is a messenger RNA of Didymosphaeria variabile, 2646 nucleotides long. RefSeq lists its product as uncharacterized. Bases 1 to 2646 code for a protein of 881 amino acids. The transcript has 7 exons. The record is from RefSeq and is a predicted model, not a curated record. Gene Ontology annotation, cellular component: Golgi trans cisterna; Golgi medial cisterna; membrane. NCBI's taxonomy places the organism in Eukaryota, Fungi, Ascomycota, Dothideomycetes, Pleosporales, Didymosphaeriaceae.
AUGGGCGCGUCCGAUUCCAAGCUCAGCUUUAAGCAGGGCAUCUUCCGCCUAGCGGAGCCCAAGCAGAUUCCCGCUGACGACACAUACUGGACCGGUUUUUGGGAGCUGCCCGAGUCGACUGAGGAUGUCUUCUCGCUGUUCUCGCCCGCCGACAUCCGCCGCACGCGCGACAGCAACCUCGCAAACCUUGAGACGCUUAUCCUCGCCGUGACGUCGCGCCUCUGCGUGCUGCGCAAUCACCCCUCCUUCCCCGAUCCAGAGAUUGCGCCUGAGCGCGAUGCUCUCAACUGCAUACGCGUGCUCACCCGUAUACUGCCCUUCCUCUAUGAGGCCGAUCACCUUGGUGCCUGGGAAGACAAGUUCUUCUGGGGCGCCCGCCGAAAGCGCAGCCGCCGCGGCCAAUUGCGAACCGAGGUGCUCUUCGACGAGGCCGACCCCGAGCAGACGCCCACCGAGCAUGAACCCGAGUUCGAGCAGGCAAAGCCGCUGGCCGAGGACAUCAUCGACACCCUGAUCGACUUGCUGUUCUUCUCCGACUUUACCCUCCCCAAGGUGCCUACCGGCAAGAACAAGGUCACGUACGCGAUUUGGCAGAGCGGCGUGGGUUGCAACACGCCCAUUGCUUCUACAAAGGAGUUCGAAAACAACAGGACCGAAAUUCUUCGACUCCUUCUCACUCUGGCAAGCAAAUCCAUGUACAUGUCUGCAAACGUGCUACCCGUAACGGGUGUCAAAUCAAUAACGUACAUGGCAACUUGCUCCGAUAAACAAGUGGUGCUGUCUGUUCUCUGCUCGCUGCUGAAUACCACUCUGAAAUAUAACCCCGCUUCGUGGCGGGUGCCCUACGACCAUGUCGUGUUCAAAGACCAGAAACAGAUCCUCGUCACAUACUGCCUACAAUUGAUGCUGGUUCUCAUACUGUAUCCUAUCCCGGAACCGGGCACCGGAACACCACCCCGGAAUUCUUUUAGAUAUUUUCUUGGACGCUUGCAUCGGCCACAAGACUUUCAAUUCCUGGUCGAUGGGAUGACAAGGAUACUGAACCAACCGCUACAAGCGACGUCUACAUACCUUCCAGGAAGCCACAAGUCGCUGACAUGGGCACCCGAGAUGAUCAUGCUUUUCUGGGAAACUUUGCAGUGUAACAAGCGCUUCCGGUCCUUCAUCAUCGAUACCGACAGAGCCCAUGACUUUGUCGUUCUGGUAUUGUAUUAUGCUAUCGAUCAACGCAACGACCCCACCAAGCAAGGUCUCGUAAGGAUGUGCAUUUUUGUCCUACAGACUUUGAGCGUGGAGUCUCAUUUUGGCAAGAGCUUGAAUAAAACAUUUGAGGGACAAGAGUCGUUACCAGCCAGCAUCCGGAUCACCAACUUUCAUGGCACCUAUGCCGACUAUCUUAUCACAUCGAUCUACACCCUACUCACAACUAGCAAAGGGAAGCUGGAUGCCAUCUACCCAGCGUUAUUGGCCAUCAUCCAGAAUAUCGCGCCCCACGUGCAGAAUUUGGGCAGAGCUCCGAGCUCAAAACUCCUCCAACUAUUUGCGUCAAUGUCCUCACCCAGCUUUCUUUUCGCAAAUGAGACCAAUCACACGCUAUUGCAAUCGUUACUUGAAGCUCUGAAUGCGAUAAUCGAGCACCAAUACCAGCAUAACCCCAACCUGGUUUAUGCCAUCGUAAGGUCACGGAAACGGUUUCAAGCGCUCCGGAACUUUACCUUGGAAAGUGGACAAGAAGAGAUUGAACGCCAAAAACAGUUGAAGAAAGAGAACAGCGGGGAACGCCCCCGAGCGGAUUCAAUCGACAGCAUGCGGAGUCCGACCAUGUCACGUACACCUACGUUGAGCAACGUUCCUGAGGAGAGCAGUGCUUUCGCUAUCGGUGACGAUGACGAUUCCGAUGAUGAGGAUCACCAACCAACGGCGAAUCCGCAAUCACCUGUACAUGCUCCCUCAGGCGCUUCUAGGAGUGGUUCGAUAGCAUCAUCAAUAGACGAGUCACUACCCCCGCAACUACGAGGAAUGUCUGAGAAGGCACGUGGAAAAAUGCCUGUUGGUCAACCUGCGUUCUCGCGGCAGAACAGCACGACUAGCCUCAGUAGCAUUGCAACUCCUGCACUAGGCACGGCUGAGUUCUUCGCGCCUUCCCCUGCAUGGAUCGAAAGCUGGCUCCCAGAGUUGCCACUGCACACGAUCCUCAUGCUGAUAUCCGAAUUGGGUCCCAAAAUUCCCAACACAGGCUCCUCAACCGCCGACACAGCAGCCGCACUAAGGACCAUCCGCGAAAGCGAAGUCCGCGGUAUCGAACCCUCCCCCUUGAAAAACUACUCCUUCGAGUGGUCGCCCCUUUCCAUGGGCUGGUACGAGUCCCUCCUCUGGGGCUUCAUCUUCGCAGGCGAAAUGUUGGUGUCCAAGGGCACGGCGGGCGUGUGGAACAACACGAGUAUUCGGUUGUUUAAGGUGCAGGAGGCGGCGGCCCAGGCGCCGAGUUUGCUAGCGCCCAGAGGCGCCGUGGACGCCGUGGGUAGCACGAUCGUGCAGAGGAUUGGAAGUCUUAAUCUGAGGGACCGGGCCACUCAGAUGGCGCAGGGGGGUGCGACUGGAGGUGGCAAUUCCGGGGAGAGACCGAGUACGGUUAGAGAGAUCUAG